AUGGAAUCUGCAGGAUCAGUAGCAUAAUGUUUUGAACUUACCUACCUGUACCUAUAUAUCCCAGCUAGCCGAGGUCGGAGUGAGCACACAUCGCCCAACCCUACCUACCUAAGGUAUAACAGCAACAACUCCCAACUUCCUCCCAUCCAAACUCAAGAAACGAAAAGAAAAAUAUAUUACAAUUGAAAAAGAGCAAUGGCACGAACAACUCCCACCCCCUCAGAAACCACCUCCCUCUUCCACACCAUCGAACACGAUUUCCCAUCCUCCUCCCUCGGCCCCAACAAAUGGUACAUUCUCCUCCUCGCAGCCCUCACAGCAGGUGGCCAUCCAGGCAAAGCCGCAGAUCUUUACACAUAUCUCAUCUCCAGCAGACCCGAGUUUGAGAAGUCUGAGCAAAGACAGAAUUUGAUGAAGCGGUUGAGAGAAACUUUGGUCAAAUUGGUGCCGAUUGUGGGAGUGGUGAAACCGCUCGAGGCGGUGUUUUGUAUUGCGGAAAUUGAACGGCCGGAGGAUCGGGAUGGGAGUUUUUCGAGAGAAAACUGGUCCUCCGGCCCCCUCAAUUCCCAACGCGGCUCGGCCUGGCUCGCCCAAAUUUACCAACACAACCACGCCGCCACCGAAUCCGUCCUCUCGCACCACAAAGACUUUGAAUGGAUCUCGCGUGAAAUCACCUACGGGCUUUUCUUAUCCGAUCACACGAUUCUGGGGCCUGUGGAGACGGAAAUUGUGGUGCUGGCGGGGAUUGCGAUGCAGAAUUUGCCGCGCGAGACUGGGUGGCAUUUGAGGGGGAUGAGGAGGAUUGGAGUGGCUAUUGAGGAUGUGGAGUUGGUGCAGAGGUGUGUCGAGAGGGUGGCCGAGUAUUGUGGGUUGGUGUUGGAUCGGAUUCCGAGGGUGGCGGAUGUUGAGCAUGAGGUUGCUUUUUGAUGGGGGCGGAGGGGAGGGGAAAGGAGGGGAGAAGAAAGCUGGCUGUGGUGUAAUCUUGGGUAUGAUGAUGGUAUACCUAUGUACCAAGCCGUUCUCAAAUGCGCGUCCGAUAUAGAAGUUUUUGAUGCCCAGACCAAGCACUGCUCGAGGAACUGUAAUCUUUGUUGCUGCCGCCGAUGGCUUGUGCGGCUUGGACUUUCCAGGUUAGUGAAAUUCAUCGGAUUGGAGACACCAACAGCUACUCGAGUGGGCUUCGUCUAAUUUGGAGCGCUACUUUGUGUCUUCAACGAGGGCGAGCUUUCAGAAAUGACAUUGACAAACCAAGCACCAUUGUACCCAGAUUUAGGUAUGACUUCAAAUAGGAUGGAGUUGCCCACCCGAAUUCGAUAGGUCGAAGCUUAGUGUCCUCCGCCUUCUUUCUCAAAGUCGUCGUCGAAACCCCACAUAUAGACAUUUUAACAUGGCAUUAGCAGGAAGCUGGAUUGUCGACCAAGCCCCCAACGAUCCUUGCACGGUAAAAGUGAAGCAAGGGAAAGCUUUGGCUGAAAGGCCGUCAUUCACACAUAGAGUUUCUCUACCCCUUCUUCUGGAGCCGUGAGGAUGAGCGUGUACCAAUUGUCGGUGGCUUUGGGGUCUUGGCUGUACUGGCCUUCUUCUUAACGGGCUCUUCGGCUUGAGGCGGUUCGGCAUUCUCGUGCUCCUUCUUGAGCUUCUUAGUUGGUGGUGGAGAUUCGUCCAAGUCAAGACCGCCGCGCUUGUCUGAUAUCUUCUCAAGAGCCUUGGCCUUGUCCUUGGCUGCACCGGCCGUCUGUUUAGAUCUUUCUUCUUCUUCUGGCCUCGAUGUCCCUCCGCCGCUGGCACGGUGCCCGAGCACGAAUGCCACUUUUUCCAUGUCGACAGCAGCCCAGUCAUGACGGUUCCGGAUUUCCUGUAUUCUCGAGAAGAGCUCAUGGUACUCCUUUGGCGUGUACUUGAUCGGCCUGUCCCAGCCUUUACCCUUUCCUUCUUCCCAGAAAGUCCAUCGGAAAAGUUCGUCAGAAAAGAAAGGCACAGUGGACGGAAAGGCGACACUCAGGAGUAGACUGGCAGUGGCUGGACCAAUGCCUUUCAGCGUCGACAGUUGUUUCAGAGAGGCUUUCAGCUUCUCUAAUGUGCCGUCAAAGGACGAGAACGCAGUGGCCGUGGUCUUCUGCACGGUGUCUGGUGGAUUUGACUGUACAAGCUGUUUGAGCUUUGGACGAAAGGUGCCAUGGCUUAGCUUCCAGUCGACCAGAGAAGCGAGUUCGCUUUUGCCUAAGUGAAGCUGUCCCUUCUCC
Messenger RNA from Sphaerulina musiva SO2202, 2243 nucleotides. RefSeq lists its product as uncharacterized. The transcript has 2 exons. Lineage: Eukaryota; Fungi; Ascomycota; Dothideomycetes; Mycosphaerellales; Mycosphaerellaceae. The coding region runs from base 196 to 927 and encodes 243 amino acids. The record is from RefSeq and is a predicted model, not a curated record.